Messenger RNA from Galleria mellonella (greater wax moth), 3054 nucleotides. Its product is annotated as hyccin-like. The transcript is spliced from 7 exons. Gene Ontology annotation, biological process: phosphatidylinositol phosphate biosynthetic process; protein localization to plasma membrane. NCBI's taxonomy places the organism in Eukaryota, Metazoa, Arthropoda, Insecta, Lepidoptera, Pyralidae. Gene Ontology annotation, cellular component: plasma membrane. Bases 355 to 1863 code for a protein of 502 amino acids. The record is from RefSeq and is a predicted model, not a curated record.
UCUUAUUGUCAUCGUCGUCCAUCACAGUUGUUUGUCAUAUUUUUUAUUUUACAUCAAAAAUACAACAGUAAUAAAAUAAUGCAUAUAUUAAUAAAUAGUAACAUUUUCCUACAAGUUUUCAUAUUAGUGUUGAGUGUUUUAAUUAAUUAAUACUGUAUACAAUUUCAAGAUUUUUAUCGAUUUUUAUCUUUGCCGUCACAUAUUACUGUGAAAAUUAAUUCUUUAAAACUAUUGCUUUGGAUUUUUUUUUUUUUUGAUAACACUCGCUUGAUAAUAUUGAAGCUAGAGUAAAAAUAGAAGCCUACCUUUGGAAACAUUUUGCAAUCGUACCGUAUUAAAGCAAUUCAAACAAGUAUGACUGAGUGGAAGCAUCUAAUUAAUGAAUGGCUAUCGGAAUAUGCAGCACUCCAGGAGAAUGAAAUAAAGAGUUUUGCAGCAGAACAUGAACACAAUCAUGAAAUAGCAACUGCUUUGUUUAACUUGUUUUAUUUGGAAGAUGACAGUGAUUCUCAGUCAACAAAUAAAACAGAUGAUGCUAAAAUUGACCAGGUGUUAGAAAAUGUCUGCACCCAGUUGUUUAGUUUCUACAGAUCAAAAGAGGUAGAGCUACAGCGAUUUACAUUACAGUUUGUCCCUACUUUAGUUUACAACUAUUUAAGUUCAGUUGCUAAAGGAAGUAAGAAAAAUUAUCGAUGUAUUGAAACACUACUUAUUGGUUUGUACAAUUUUGAAGUUGUGGAUGAGAAUGGAAAACCAAGAGUAGUCUCGUUUAGACUACCGUCACUAGCACAGCCAUCUAUUUACCAUGAGCCACUGUCAUUGGGACCACAAUUUUUGACAGAAAAUGCUUUGAGAAGAUGGGAGGAAUGCAACACCAAGCUUGUCAGUUGGGGCCCACUAUCGCAAGUGGAAGUUAUUAAUGCUCAGAAUCGAUUAAAAGUUAUGACUGCACUGUUUUUCAUUUAUAAUCGUCAAUUGAGUUUAUUGCCUAAACUUGCUCUUAGGCAUUUUUGUAUAGCAACAUCAAGAAUUGUUACUCAAGGUUUCCAAAAAAAAACUGCUGGUGCAUCUAAUACUCAAAAACCCGUACCAAGAAUACCAGUGUCUCCUAAUUUUAUGUUAGAAAUGAUAGAAGGUGCAUACUUUGCUAUGUUCAAUGAAUUCUAUACAUUGGCCCUGCAAGCUGUAAAAGACGUAGAUCAAAGGGCCCAGUAUGAACUAUAUCCAGAUGUAAUGCUAGUUACCAGUGCUGUAAUAAAUUCUUUGAAAAACAAUUCAUCAGGCCAACCAUGUGAUGGUCCUAUGGGCAUUAGUGUUGCACUGUCUCCAGCAACAACCACUGUUACAAUGUCUAAGUCUAUGAUCACCAAUGCAUCAUUCCGUACAAAGAAAUUACCAGAUGACAUUCCGAUACAAGCUGGACAAGUGGUGCCCACUGAGUCAGCUGACAUGCUGUCAUCUAUCACCGAAGAUGGCGAGACAGACUCGACACCGAUCCAACGUGGAACUGGAGUGCGUACUUCCAAACCAAAACUUAGUUCUUUUCCUGUACUUGGAAAAAAGACCAAAGAUGCAAAUAAAGAUAAAGGUGCAAACGAGAAAAAAGUUACUGUUAAGGAUUCAUCGAAGGGAAUUUGGAAUUCACUAAGUGGCGGUGGUGGAGAUAUGACAGAUGGACAACAAAAAUCGGGCACUGUAGAUGGAACAGGUGAAAUCAAUGGUAGUAUGAAAGAUGAAAAAAUGUCUAUGAGCUCUUUACCCAAUAGUACAGAAAAUUCUGACUCCCGUUCCCAAGUUACCACAGAUUCAUUGGAAUUAGAAACAACUCCACGCUUCGCUGCUAUGCAAGUCAGCUCUGUAUAAUUAAUAAUAAUUAUAGUUUGACUCAAUAUUGUGAUUACGUGUAAAUAAAUACAUUGAUGUUGUUCAAUAUUAUCCAAACUAAACCCAUCCAUAUAGGCAUGCUUACACUUCUGAGCCGUGGAAAUCGUUAUUUUAAGGAAUUACUUAGGCAGACAUUGUUUUGUCUUUAACCAUGUCUAGUUUUCUUAACAGAAUAAAAACUGUCCUAUAUUUGAAGUUGGAACAAAUUAUAAAAUAAUAAGAACUACUAAGGGCCCAUAAUUUUUAGUAAAUAUUUUCAAAUUACAACAAUAAGUUUUUGAGAAUGUCAUUUUAAAAUUUAUUCUAUUCCUUAAGGUUUGUGGUAUAUUUUUAAACACAAUAUAUUUAUAUAAUUAUAGCAGAUAAAAGGCAAAGGGGGUGCAGACUUACUUUUCUAAAAUUAGUGUUAUAUCAAAUUCUUAUAUGGUAUUAUGAUUUUUUUUAUAAUUUUGGGUUAUUAAGUCCUCAUAUUUUGUGUGGGGUGCUUAGUAUAGCUUACAAUAUAACAUUUGUAUAUUCAUCUAGUGUUCUUGCUAGUCAGAAAAGGCGUACUUUGAAUAGUUGGUGAUAGAGUAAUGGUUUAGGGUGAAUUUGAAUAUUCUACACAGGUCUAAGGUUUCUGUAUAUUAAUGGUACCUAUUUGAAAUAAAUAAUAUUAUAAGAAAAAUAUAAAAAUGUUACUUUCUAUCCUUUUUUUAUGAAUUCCUUUGAGUGCAGACAGUACAUUGUAUAUACAUACAUACAAGAUCUAAAGAAAUUUAUUUGCACAAACGUAGUUCCGAAGUUGGAUUUAAUAUCUGGCUUCAGAAUAAGUUAUGUUUAAAAAAUAACUUUUUUUUUGUGCAUUUGAAAUUUUUACUUGUUAUAAAUUACCUAGACUAGAAUCUAAGCAUGACAUUGGAGUUUUGAAAUUUAAACAAUACGAAAAUGGAAAAUACAUUGUGCAAAUCCAUAUAAUUUUUUAAUUAAACUAUGUAAAUAUUUCCUGUAUAAAUUUAUACAUUAUAUAUUUAUAAUUACAAUAUCGCAAAGACAUUUUGUUAUUAGACCUACACAUAAGUCGGGUAAGGAAAUGUAUUAAAAUAUAACUAAAAUUUAUUAUUGUUCUAGUUAAUAUAAAUACCUGCUAUUUAUGACCAAAUAACAAUAUUAAAAUAAUGUUAUAGCCAG